Messenger RNA from Cuculus canorus (common cuckoo), 4523 nucleotides. It is a transcript of the gene NFKBIZ, whose product is annotated as NFKB inhibitor zeta. Lineage: Eukaryota; Metazoa; Chordata; Aves; Cuculiformes; Cuculidae. Gene Ontology annotation, molecular function: DNA binding; POU domain binding. Gene Ontology annotation, biological process: regulation of gene expression. The transcript is spliced from 11 exons. Gene Ontology annotation, cellular component: nucleus. The record is from RefSeq and is a predicted model, not a curated record. The coding region runs from base 87 to 2213 and encodes 708 amino acids.
UGCUCGGCACUCUCCCCGCGCCAGCCCUGGCCGCUCCCGCCGCUCUCCUGCUGCUCCGCCGCUCCGCGCCGCCCCGCGGCCCCGCUAUGAUCGUCGAGAGCAGCCGCGACGCGGCGCCCGAUGCGGGCGACGGCGGCGGCGCCCUCAGCAGCCCCAUCAACCUCGCGUACUUCUACGGCGCCUCGCCGCGCUCGAGCGAGGGCAGCUGCUCCCCCGCGCACUCCGCGCCGGGCUCGCCGGGCUCCGACUCGGACCUCUCGGUGAGCGGCGGCCGCAGGGAGCCCCGCGGCGGCGCCCGCCCCGCGCUGCAAGUUGAACAACACAUGGCGGGGGGAAAGCAGCACCGAGGACCUUUCCAGGGGGUCCGUGUGAAGAACUCUGUGAAGGAGCUCCUGCUGCACUUCAGGAGCAGCAAACAGAUGUCCUCGGGCUCGGCCGCUGAGGAAGGCAAGGCACAAGGAGGAUUAGUGAACUACGAGCAGUACACAGCAGAGCUGAAGAGCAUACUAGGUCACAGUGGCAAAAGAAAGGCUCCCGAGCUUCUUUCCGAUGGACCUUCUUUCAAACGCCAAGCUACUGUUCACCCGCACCUCCUGACACCACCCCAGACACCAACUUCUGUGGAUAACAUGGAAGAGACACAUAAAAGUGACCCAAAGCAUGACAGCAAUUCUGAUCUCCUUCAGAAUAUUAUAAACAUCAAGAAUGAGUCGAGCCCCAUUUCGCUGAACACGGUGCAGGUUAGCUGGCUGCACACUGUCUCUAGUCACAGCUCACCUGGUGAGCAGUACCAGGACAGCCCAGGAACACAAGCUUUCUCCCCAUCCCAGAAGUACCAAGCAUUCCAAGAUCAGACCUCCCAGCAUAUGCUUGAUCUGCCGCAGCAUUACCAGUUCCCUCCAUCACAGAACCAGGAUUUGUCACAGAGCUAUCCUUCGGAUGCCUCCCUGGAGUACAGGCCAUUUGGUGCCAACGACCAGUCUCCUGGUUACCAGCAGAACACCUUCGAGAGCCAUGAACUGCAGUACUGCCCGUCGCAGAGCUUCUCCUCCCUGUUGAAUGACUCUGAAGGCUCAGAGGGCAUCUCUGCUCCCCUCCAGCCGCUGAACAGUGCCCACCCGCAGGCUGACGUCAGCCAACGUGCUCCAAACUUCAGCUUGCUCUCUGAUAACAUGUGUGGUAGUCUGGAGUGCAAUGUCUCUUUGGCUGCCUUGAAUGUCUCUCUACCUGACCAAAACAUUGCCAGAAGCACAACGCAGCUGGGAAAGUCAUUUUUUCAAUGGCAGGUGGAGCAGGAGGAAAACAAACUGGCUAACAUCUCUCAAGACCAGUUCCUUGCAAAAGAUGCAGAUGGAGACACCUUCCUUCACAUUGCGGUUGCCCAGGGCCGACGAGCUCUCUCCUAUGUUCUUGCAAGGAAGAUGGCUGCCCUGCACAUGCUGGAUAUUAAAGAGCACAAUGGCCAGAGUGCUUUCCAGGUUGCUGUGGCUGCCAAUCAGCAUCUCAUUGUGCAGGACUUGGUUAGCUUGGGGGCUCAAGUCAACACCACAGACUGCUGGGGUAGAACGCCGUUGCAUGUUUGUGCUGAGAAGGGACAUGCCCAGGUCCUUCAGGCAAUCCAAAAGGGAGCCAUAGGAAGCAAUCAGUAUGUGGACCUUGAGGCAACAAACUAUGAUGGUUUGACAGCAUUGCACUGUGCUGUUCUGGCCCAUAAUGCUGUGCUGCAUGAACUGCAAAACAGUCAGCCACCUCACUCCCCUGAGGUCCAGGAGCUUCUGCUGAGAAACAAGAGCCUGGUAGAAACCAUCAAGACUCUAAUACAAAUGGGAGCAUCUGUUGAAGCAAAAGAUCGCAAAAGCGGUCGCUCAGCUUUACAUUUGGCGGCAGAAGAAGCGAACCUGGAGCUUAUUCGUCUCUUUUUGGAGCUGCCCAACUACCUGUCUUUUGUUAAUGCAAAGGCUUACAAUGGCAAUACAGCACUCCAUGUGGCUGCCAGCCUGCAGUAUCGGAUGAGUCAGUUGGAUGCCGUGCGCCUGCUAAUGCGAAAGGGAGCUGAUCCAAGUGCCAGAAACUUGGAGAAUGAGCAGCCAGUUCAUCUGGUUCCUGAUGGCCUUGUAGGAGAACAGGUAAAAAAACAAGACUCUCCUCUGUUCUCAUUUGUCCUAUCUAUACAAAAGCCUUAUUCUUCUCCAAAAGUUUCAUUUGGGUUUUGAGUUGCAGCUUCUAAGGAAAAGAUUUAGCUAAAAUUAUAGGUUUUACUUCUUCCUUUUGUAUUUUUCCAUCUCAAAAGCUUUUUUCCUGUCAAGCUAGGUUUUUUCUUUGUAACAUUGCAAUUUACUGGAAGUAAUAUUCCUUCUUCUGUUCAUCGCAGUAUGGCCUGGGAUAAUUUUUUGCUGCUCUUAUCAUAAGUAGCUAUGGCAAUUCUUCGGCCUGUAAAACAGAUGAAGAAAAUCCCUUUUUCCUAGGAGCUAUAGAAAUACAUGAUGAAGGAGGUGGCUCUUGACCUAAAUUCUAAUAAGCAGCUGAGUAAUUUUGUUGCCUUUUGUUCAUUCAAAUGCUGUAAAAUUGAAUCAAUUCUGGUGUAACUGGACUGGGAACCUAGGCUCAGAUAACUGAGGAAUACAGAACUGGGUGUAGGGUUUUUUUCUCAGAUCGUAGCUCAUGUCAGGAUGAUGAAUACUAAUGUUUUGUCAUCUUCUUUUCUCCAGAUAAGACGUAUCCUAAAAGGGAAGGCGAUUCAGCAGAGAGUGUCGCCAUUUUAGGCUCCAUGUUUCUUGGAGUCCAGCAACUCACACUCACUGUCAGUCAGGCAGUCCUAAUGUAUCUGUAAAUAGACCAUUUGCCCGGUGUGGGCAAAUGUUAGUUGUUUCUAUGAAACAAAAGUAUUUUGUUCACUAUCAUAUAGUGGGGUUAUAUAAGAGUAAAAAACAAACAAAAACAAAACAAAACCCACAAACCAAACAAAAACCAAACCCAACAAUCAUUCCUCUGAGUAAAUGGGAGUGUCUCAUUCACAAUUGUGUGGAACAUUUGCCUGGAUACCUGGAUUCCAUAGCUAUGGUGAGACUGAUUUUAUUUUAACGGCCAGACAGAUAACUUCUGGACAAGGACAAUCCUAUAGGAAAUCUUUUUAUUUAGAGAAGGCACAUCAACAUUGCAGAGGGUUUUUUGUGUUGUUAAUAACACUUAAAUAUUUAAGUGCAAGACAAAUCAAGUAUUUUUGAAGUUGAACAUUUAUUUAUGUAGCUUUGUAGCUUUCUCCAGUGUCUCAUACAGGAUUGUACAUAGUCACUGACAUUGUUGUACAGCUGUAUAUUUCAAAGAAUCUGAUUGCUUGUAGAGUGAACUAAAGAAACAAGUUCCUUCAUCUUGAACUUGCAAAUUGCAUAUGGAGUUUUAAUACUAUACUGGUGCAAAUUGGGCAAAGUCUAUUGUUUUGAAAGACUGAAGACUGAAAGUACAGUUAAGAUAGAUUGUCCCUAGCACUGAUUUGUGCAUGCUUUUGGAAUUGUUAAUAAAACAUGAAAAGCCACGCUUUCUCAGGGGACUGUGUGAGUCUUUCUCGUACCCAGUAGAGGUUUUUCUUUCAAUGGGACAAUAGAUUGCGGGAGAAAGAUAAUGACUUUUAUAGUGUAUAUAACUUUAUUGUACUUUAAGAACUAUGAUCCUGAUUCAGUGAAAGUACUUAGCAUGUACUUAACUGUUGAUGCAUGCUAAAUCUCUUCAUUAUGAUAUAUCAUAUAAUACUUCAAUAUGUGUGAGCCCCACUAGUGUCAGUAGGACUUAAGCACAUGCAUAAGUAGUUUGCUGAAUUGGCCUCUAGUUAAAUCUGGAAACUUAAUGGUUUUUUACCUCCUAAGCAGAGUUAGUCCAUUUAUGGUUUUACCUUAUAGGUAUAGUGGCUAGCCAAGUAAUAUUUGAAGUUAAUGUUUUUCUAUUUUUUAAUAAUUAUGGAUAUUAAUGCAAAAUGUAUUCUAAUGAUGCUGUAUACUUGUGUUCUUUUGGAGAAAACUUUCCUCCUGUCACUUCCUGAAUGAUCCAUGCUGGGCUGUAAUGCAGUAAUUUGUUCUCUGUAUGGUCUUUGUUCAUAAACCUUUUUGCAUCACAUGCAGUUCUCUGCCAUAACUGUUUAAUUAGUCUGAUUAUGCUGUUUUGACAAAGUAUGUCUUGUAGACAAGCUAAGUGGAAAAAAAUCUGAUAUGCAGAGGCCUUGUUGCGAUGUAUUUCUUGAAGGGUCUCCUGUAGCUUGUGUUUGAAUAAACUGCUAAUUAAAUUUUGGUGGUUGCUGUCUGUGAUACACAUGAUGAUGAAAUCAAGCUUGAUAUAAAACUGAUUUAGAAGGGUAAUACUGUGACACUGGUGAAGGUCCAUUUGUUAAGGAUGAAAUGAGGUCUUUCCAUCCCACUGUUCAUGCUUUCUCUUGUUUGAUGCUGGUUUUGAAUCUGGUCCUUGGGUGUUUUGGGUCAUGUACAGUUGUAUUGCCUGGGUAUUUAACAGAUGCACCCUAAAUAGACUUAAUAGUU